UGGCGGCGGGCAGCUCCGCCUGCGGGCUGGGGCCGCUGCUCUGUGGGCUCCGGUCGCCGAGCGCCGUCGGUCUUCCUCGGGGAGACACCGGCCCCUUCACCCCACAGACUUGGAAAGGGAAGGGCCGCGGCCUCCGUGGCCGCCCCGGCCGCUGGAGGAAGGGUUCCCCCCCCAUGCGGUGCAGCGUAGGCCAUAAAAACAUCCCUGAAAUGCAGAGCCCUGCGAGUUAAAUCCGCCCAGUGCAAAAGGAAAGCAAAAGGUUUUUAGUGCUCGGAAGGACUGCUUGUGCUGAACGGUCGGAAACUGCCGGACCACGUUUACCAUGCGGUUAUUUAAGGCACGUCCUAUGUAGCGUGGUGUUCCCAGGUGCUUUGGACGUGGUCUACAGUUUGCACCAAGUGCCAUAAGGUCACUGGGAAUUCAGAGGAGCCCAGCUUAAAAUGAGAGAAAAAAGUACUGUUUUUCUGGAUGUUACUUUUAAAAGUCCUGUUCUAAACGACUAAGAACCCUUUGACUCUUAAGAGAUGCUUACAGUGUUUUGACACAAACUCUUACCAAAGUUGAGCACCCAUCUCAAGUCUAAUGAAGCUUUCAGUAGGGCCAUGCGGUUAAAAGAUGAGAAUAAUUCAUGUGGAGCUUAAGCUCAAAUCCUCCAAAAGUUUUUUUUUUUUUUUUUGAGAUUUCCAUCCCUUCGUCCAUUUCACCUUUCACUCAAAUAAAAGCUGAAGAUACUUUGUCAUAGGAUGUGACUGGGUGAGCCUGAGGUCAGGAUGUAAACCUGAAGCAAAUUGCAAAAGGGCAGAAAAAAAAAUCAAGCGUGGGAUACGUUUGUAAUAACAGGUUUAGCCCUGAUUCAUGGGGGUACAGUCACCAUUAGUAGGGCAGGGCUGGUGUGGGUCAUGGGUUUGCAGCGCUUUCAAGUUGCAGUAGUUCUUGUUGCUGUCGGCAGGACCCACGUGAUGAGCCAGCAUCAAAGCACAUCUGGAAAAUCCUUUAAUUUCUUCCUUAUAGGCUUUUUCCUGUCGUGUGUUCUUAUUUAUUUAUUAAACUAUGACAUUAGUUUUUUUUUUGUGGCCUUCUCUAUACUAUUUUUAAUUUUUAAAGGACUCUCCCUCUGUUGUUUUAAUGUUACAGGUUUUCAGCUGGGGAAGGCGCUGAUGUAGGAGGGAAGUGAGAUUCUUGGUGUUACAGAUGUGAAAGUGCAACAGUACAUGACAAAAAUGUUAGCCUAGGCAUGGUGUGGGGGAACAUCCAUGGCUUGUUUGUAGCUGUUUCACUUUAUGGUGUAGGUGAGUCCUUAGUUGUGAUCUUGUCAAUUUUACAAAAGACACUCAACUUGUUGUCUUGUCUUUGCGUGUAAAUACAUUGUAAUACGAACUUAGGGGGGUUGUAGUUCUGAGGCCUUCAUGGUCUGUCAUCUUGGACUCCUCCCUGUGUGCUGAUCUGUAGCUAAAUGGCUGAAAUAAUCAGUCUUAUUAUUUUAAAUAAAGUUCACCUGUGUGUGAAUUGAGUGCUAGUAAAAGUUGCUGAACUAACUAAUUCAUGGGUUUUAUGUUUUCUUGAGUUUUCUAUGCUCAAUUAUUACUUCUUGGGUUUUAGGAAGUUGCUGCCAUCCUCUUUACUACAGAGGCCCUGCUACUAUAAAAAUGUUGGUAGGGUGUUAAUUAGUCUUCAGUGACACUGCUUCUCGCAAUUAAGUAAGGCCAUACGCUGAUAUUUUCUCCUAAAUCCAGCUGUGCUUGUGGAAGAAGCUAAGUUUGCUAGCUGCUUCUUCUCAUGACUUCACUGGGGAUUUUGAUCUACUGGUGGGUUGAUUUAUGUAACUGAUCCGUGUUCUGUCUCAAAAGUGGUCUGUGUUAGCUCAACCCACUAUUUAAAAGUAUUUAAAUCGAGCUGGCUGAUGUUUUUCAGUCAUUUAACGUGAACUCGUGUGAACUACUUUCUGAAGGUAAAUCGGUAAGUUUAGGUCUCCGCCAAGGAAGUAGUGACAGUCAUUUGGAGGCUGUAAGCUUUUUGUUGAUGUACCUGGACGAGGAUGAGGUCAUGUAUCUGUGGGUUUACAUUAAGCUGAAAAUAGUCUUCAUCUUUCUAAUAGCUGCAUAAUGGCUGCGUAUGUGCUGUGUUCAACUGGCCUGGUGGCUUCAGAAAUAGAAGUACAUUUGAACAUAUGAAGAAGAUGUAAUUGUACUGAUGGAGCUGUGUAAUGUAGUUUCCAGCUUAGGACCUGAUGGGCUGGAUUUCUUCUUCCCUAGAAAACGUUUAGGAUGCCUUUGUGAAUAAGCUGUUCUCAUUCCUAUCUUGCUUUCCUAAUGUUGUUUGGCUUCUUGCUUUCUUUUUUAAGUUGUGAUCUUUUUUAAGUUGUGCACCUUGAAUCGGUGUGAAGUGUGCCACAGGUCACUGUAGUAUGUUUUGUUUGGGAAGUUACUUUGAAGUGGUACUCACAUUGCUGUUGUAUGUGGGCCACCAUCAAAUUUCAUGAACUGUUCUGUGCUCUUCUCCAACCUCCCUAUUCAGCUUCCUAUUGUGAACUCUACUUUGUGAGGCUGCUGGUUACUAGAUAACACUUGAGUGAAAAAUCUGGCUGAUGGUCCGGCAUACCUUGUGCUCUGAGGCUCCAGCAGUCAUGGUCUCGUCAGUGCCCUGUUCUUGCAAAUGCUUUCUUCAAACCUGAAUGUAUCUUUAUUUCUGACGUCCAAAGACUUCUUGUGCUUCUGUUUUAUCCCGGUGUGCAACAAACCUUCAUUUGGAGUUGCAGAACUGGGAACUGUAUGUAUCCAUUACUCAGCUGUGGCACCGGGGGAUCAGCAGAGUGCAGCACUGUCUGCCUCAUAGACUUGAAGGACUUAAGUGGACCUUCCGGUAGUAAGAGAAUAUGUUGCAGGAAAUUGGUUGGAUGGUGCUACCGUUGACGUGUUCUGUGUAGUAGAUGCAAGGGAAAGUUGUGGAGCUGAGAAGCCUUUGUAUGUGGAAGCAUCAGGACCUGGUGACGUGGAAACCCUGUUAGAUGCCUGCAUACAUCUGGAGAUCCAUGCUCGGGAAUCUGAAUCGCUGUUAGCCACUUCCUUUUGCUCUCAGCUGCGUUUAGAAUUCCAGCAGCAACUAGAAAUACUAAGUAAACCUGUCUUCAUUUGCAUCAAUAGCUAAAGCAAGUCAAAAUUUGGGGAAGUGGCAUUUGCAUUUGUUGCCAGUUCUGAUUGCUACCAGCACAGAAAACUCUAAAUAAGUAUUCUUUAAAUGUUCUGCUUUCCAUUCCUCCAUGAGGCCACCCGCAUGUGUAUGCCAAUAAUAAUAAGCAGCACCUGUGAUCUUCAGUGGUGGUACUUGUUUCCAAUGCCAUCUCAUCCUGAUGGAACCGGUCCUUACCCUUGCUGCUGCCCUUUCACUGGUUCUCCGAGUACUAAAAUAAAAGCUUAUUAUUUGUCCAGGUCUCGAUCACAGAAAAAAAAAAAAGAGAUCCAUAUAAAAAAUGGAAACAUGAAUGAUGUUAACCUCAUUAGGAAGAGUCUUGCUCAGAUUUAUUUUCCUUUUUUUUUUUUUUAACAGUCGCAAAUACUUUGUGCAUUAAACUAUGUGUUAGCUUCUUAGUUAGAUCUUACUGGAGUUGCAACUUACAAAAGGUUACAAACCAUUUCCAGCAGUUCAGAGACACCAAGUCUUGAAUUAUGAAUUCCAGCCAGUGCUGCCUCCAUGAAGGCCAUUCGCAGAAAGGUAUGCAAGUACAGCUGGGGAGGAUGUGCAAGGAAGUUCUGUAGCACAGAAGAAUUGCAGUUUUACGGAGAGGUGUUACCUUUAUUCACUGCCCUUCAACCUGACUGUGGGACAGGCUCUCCGGAAACACGAUGUGAAGAAGUUGCAGCUCCAUCUGGCAGGAGUUUUCUCUUUCCAAAUAUUCCUCUCUAUCUCCCUAUUUUGUAACACGAAGCAGGAAUGCAAUUUUAAGCAGCAGUACUAACUGCAGGAGCCCUGACAUAACCAGUGGUCUGGUCUCACUAGUUCCAGCCCUUUGCAUUGCUCUGGGGCCUGGACAUUGCUCACGGCAAAGCCGCUGAGCUGCCUGGGGUCUGCACUGGGGGCUACGAGGUUUUUGGAGAGCUCUGCCCCAUGGAGGCCUUCCUCCCCCAAACCGAGUUUGGCAGAGGCCCCCUGACCUUCAGCAGGGCUCUGCGCUGUGUGGGAGGCUACCAAAGGACGUAGGAGGGAAGCCACAGGAGGAUUUGGUAUCUCUCGGCUCUCCUGGGGCUGGAAAGACAUUUUGCAGGUACUGUCACUGCUUUCUGAGAAACAACCAACCAAGCAACCCUCUGUACCUAAUCAAGGAGGACAGCUCCCUGUUGCUUUUCUAGCCCAUCAGGCUGUGUAUCUGCACCCUUCGUCAUCCCAAGGCUCCCUGGUUUUGCCAUAUCCCAGGCUUUGACCUUUUGCAGGAGGAAGGUGUUUGGGGUCCUGUGGAGACAUUUAACAAGCGUGGGGGAAUACAGAUGAGCGGUGAGAAUACCCGAGGUCUUCUGUGAGCUGUCCUUAUCUGGCUUCUAGAAAAGCUGGCAGUGAGAGUGCUCAGCUGCUAGAAAUCUGGUUUCACCUGAAGAAAUCUCUGGUGACGGGGGAAACACCAGUGAAAGAGGUGUACAAAGACAGUUGUUCUUAACGAGAGUUGUGGUGUGUGAGGAUGUGCUUGCUGGUGGCUGGGCCUGUCCCAUGUCUCCUUGUCCCGCCGUGCCUAGCUGACCGGCCUCCAUGCUCACCUGUCGGUGGGCCUCUGGCAAAAGCAGCUUCCCAGCUUCAAAGGACACAGCGCGGUGUGGUGUUGGACAGAUUCUGUCACCUGUCAAGCAUGGGCUGAGUGCUGCUGUGCAUUAGCUUCCCCUUCUCCUGGUGAGCCACGUGGAGAAGAGCCUGGGAGCCCGUCCUAGCGAGCAGGGCCCCGCUCCUCCUAGACUUGAGGUUACUUCUCCAUCACCUGCUUCGCGUGAGCCCGGGCUGUUCCUGCACUCUCCAACUUUGUAUUCAAUGUGCAAAGCUUUUGUUUCUUACUCAGAGCAAGAUGCAGCUUCUGAGAAGAAGAACCUGUCUGUGGUGCAGGCCACAUGCAAGGCUCAGAAAUCACGGGAGCGGAGAAGAUGCCCCAGCAGAGCGGCUCGCAUCAGGACGUACGAGACAGUGUCUUGCACUUUGGCUGAAUUUUCUGAGAAAAGGAGGACCUUAGUUGAAACUUGAAGUAGAUAAAGCCCUCUGAACACGCUGUGAAAAUUACGUUGCGUGGGAGAAGGAAGAGAGCAGAAAAGAUAGUUUAAGUGUUUUUAAAAGCACUUUGGUCUCUAGCUGGGUAUAGAUUUUGACGUUAAAUAACAAAGCAUUUGAGAGUCCUGUUCUGUUACUGGCUGCUGUCAGAAAUGAAAGAAUGCAGAAGGCUCACAAACCGUCUCCUUUGCUACUCCUAGGCUUAUUGAGAAAAAUCUGUUGGCAGGCAUUUCCUUUUCUUCUUCCCUUUUCUACCUUGUUUUCUGACAGGGGACUGAACUUUGUCUGAAAUGAAAAGUUUCGUGUUGUAUAGACAGAAUUAGAGAGUACAGUGGUUGGAUUUGAUUUGAUUAGCUGCUUUUUUUCUCUUGUGCAUGUACUUAAAUACUUGUUUUACUCCAUUUAUGAGACUUAAAAAUACAAAAAAUGCAAGAGAACAAAUCUGGAAGUAACCUUUGCAUUUUAAUGCAUUUAUUAGCAGGGCCUGAUAGAGAAAGCGAAAAUGUGAGUAAUGGAAACAACGUAGUGUCGCACUGCCAUCAGGUUUAUGUUGCCUAAUUCCCCACGUGAUGGAACAAAGCUUUUCUUGACCAGCAUGGAUAUAUAAACACUUUCAAGAUGGUUAAGAACUGUUGUGAAGAACCAAAUGGAAUGACAAGAGGGAGCACCCACUUCUACUGACGUCUAAUUUGUACAUUUGACAGUAUGGUUUCCUGACAGAAGAGUUUAUUAUAUUUUUUUAAAAACUUCAAACCUUUAUUAAAUAUGACACCAGUGGUGGUUUUGGAAAGAUGAGAAGGGACCCACUGCGGGUCAACUCGGUGAAGCUGAAAAUGUCUGCUCUUCUUGUGUACAUCCUGGUUACGAGAGGUUUCUUGUGACUUCUAAGCUUGUUACUGUUGACCUCAUGUGAACAAAACAAAAAGCAAGCUGAUUUUGGAAAACAAAAUGCCACGGAGAAGGAAAACUGGUGGAAGUCCCUCUCGGAAGAAUGGAACUGCUGUUGCUGUGUUUCAAGGGGACCCAAGCCUCUCAGUGUCACAAGCAGCAUACAGUGUCAAUAAGGAAGAGCUCUUCAACAGCAUGUCAGAAAUGUUUUCUGACUUGGAUCCUAGUGUGGUUUAUAUGGUUCUGUCUGAAUGUGAUUUUAAAGUAGAAAAUGCUAUGGAUUAUCUGCUAGAGCUGUCUACUCACGCCGAAGGAGCAGUAUCUUCAAAAAUCUCAGGUUUUGAUUCAGUAGUAUCAUCGCUAGCUCUUGUUAAUCAGCAAAGAUCUGUUGCAAAUCAAAGAAUGGGGGAAAGUACUGCAGAACACAGUAAUUCUGGAGAAGAAAAAGAAAAGGUCUUAUCACCUGAUGUGCAGCUGACUGAAGAACUGGAUUCCUUAAUAGAAAAUGCCUUUCAGAGAUACAGCUUGAGUGAUGAAUGGCCUAAUUCUGCAAAUGACCAAAUUGUAUGUGAACAUGAUGGCUUUAAUGAAUUUCCUCAGUGGGAAGAAUCUGGUCCAGGUUGCAAUGUCCUAAAUUUUCCACAGCAAAUAGGGACAAAUGAUGAGGUUUUAGAAAACUUCUGCUGUUCUCAGCCACCAGCGAGCCAACUGAGCAUCCAGACAAGCUUCCCAGCUGCAUCAGACACUUUUGCACAAGUAUUGGAAGAUUCUGAUUUGUCAGAAAUGCACAUUCACCAUGAGGUAGCUUCAGAAGCCUGUAAACAAUCAAGUGGAGAAAUGUCAUGUGGAAAUCCUGAUCAGGCACAAGAUACUGUUUCAGAUCAUAAAAGUGAAACUGCUGCUUCUGGUGAGUCCUCCCAAGGACCUCUGGAACUUGGAGUAGCUGUCAAUGAAAAUCCUAAUUCAAAGUGCUUGGAACAGGACAAAGAGGUAAUGACUGCCUGUAACAGCCACCAGAGCACUUCUCUUCCAAAGGCAUCUCUUGAAAGAUCCAGUUUCAAAACACCAAAACUUGUAGAUUUUCAGCAAUCUCAGCAGGGUUAUGACUCAAACUUUUCUAUGCCGUCAUGUCAAAGUCAUCAACACUGGAACCUCAUGGCUCCUGCGUUUUACCCUUCCAGUGGAAACCACAGCUUUGUAACUCCUGUGGCUGCCAGUCCAGGGCAGUGGAGACCUAUUUCAGACUAUAGGAAUUUGGAAGAAGGACUUUUUUUUUCUUCUCCAGCGGUUUCAAAUGCCUGGGAUAGCAAUCCUUCUCUGAAGGUAUGGGGAAAUCAAGAUAGAAACUCAAAAUUGAACCUCUCGCAAGCACAGCAACCACCUGUUUGUCACAUGAUGAGAAAAAAGAUGCACCUUAUAGGUCAAGUACUUGUUCUUCUCAGAGGUGUUCCAGGAUCAGGAAAAUCAUAUUUGGCAAGGACUUUGCUGGAGGAUAAUCCAGGUGGAGUCAUUCUUAGUACUGAUGAUUACUUUUGUAAACAUGGACAAUACGAUUAUGAUCCCGAUUGCUUAGGGGAAGCACAUGACUGGAACAGGAAACGAGCCAAAGAAGCAUUUGAAAUGAGAAUCUCUCCUAUAAUAAUAGACAACACAAACAUACAAGCAUGGGAGAUGAAGCCUUAUGUUACAUUGGCUCAGCAGUUCAAAUACAAAGUCAUGUUCCGCGAACCAGACACUUGGUGGAAGUUUAAACCAAAAGAACUUGAAAAGCGGAAUAUUCAUGGUGUAUCUAAAGAAAAGAUCAAGAGAAUGUUGGAGCGGUAUGAACGUUGCCUUAGUAUUAGAUCAAUCUUGGAUUCUUCAGUCCCAGACAAAUCAGAAGUUGUUGCCUGGAGUGAAGAUCCUCCUUGUCAGGAGGAAAGUAGUAGAGAGAGAGAGACGCAUUCUGAUAUAAAGGAAGAAAAAAUACUUGCUUCUGAUCCAGUGCCUCUUGAAUCAGCUGAAGAUGAUAAACAUGUUUCCGGUUCUUCUCUAACUUUAGAAAGUAACUGUACUCCUGAACAUCUUCAGAAAGAGGAAAAAGAAAUGGAAAAUAACUCAGUGGAACACAGUACUGAGAACAGCACUGUUCAAGAUGACUUGAAUGUUGAUUUGUCAGGUUGUGUAGAAAAAGAACUGCCCUGGGAGAAAAAAGAAGAAAAGGGAGAAGGAAUGGAAAGAAUUACUGAAACAGAAGUGGAUGAGGUUGAGGUGACCACAACUGAAGAGACCUUACACUUACAUAUAGGAGGAGCUGAGGAACACAGCAAUAACAACAUUCUCAAAGUUCAGGCUGAAACUGAACAAUGCAGUGAAAAAUGUACGGAACCAGAAUCAACACAGAGCAGUAACAUAGUGGAACCAAGCAGUUCUGCUCUGGACAAAUCAGGGAAACCAGAGCUACUAAACUUUCUGGGUGACUGGCCUGUACAACAAACAAUGGGACAGAGAGUCAAAAGAACUAGAAGACUAGAAAAGUCUUCUCUAAAGAAUGAUAGGGAAGGUAAAACUCCCAAUCCUGAAUUAAGUAAAGAGCAAGCAGGCCUAUCUGAUACCUGUACUGUUGAAAAAGGACAGGAGGAAGAAAAUUCAGCCUCUAGCUGUUUCUCUGUCAGUUCAGAUAUAGUUGUACCAGAACUGCAAAUGUUAGGACAUUGGCCUGUCUCCAGCUCAUUAGAACAGAGACAACAGAGGCCAAGGAGAAUGAGAAAGACAAGUCUAAGUCAGUCUGAUGAAGGUAGAAGUACUGAAGGUGAUGUUAAUAAAAAUGCUCUUGAGACUUUAGAUGUGCUUCGUGGGACACCUGUGAACACUGCAGAACAAGAAGAUACAAAAGGGUUGCAUUUUCACCAACCUGAAACAGUAGCUAGUAAAACAGUUGGUGAGAAGAAAACCCAGCAAAAUAAGAGAACAAGGAAACAUCACAAAUUAGCCCUCACUUUUACAAACAACAGUUUGCCCCAUCCAAAAGAAGAGGAACAGUUGUCUAUGCUUACUUCAGCAGAGGAGAAACAUGAUGUGUGCUCAUGUAGACAAAUAAAUAGCCAUUCACAAACUGAAUCACAUGAUUUUGCUCUCCUGUGGAGGUUAGAAAAGAAAAUGCUUUUUCCCGAAACUGUCAAAGUAUUGCAUGGCAGACUAGAUGGCUUUAAACCCAAAGAUGUGGAUAAUACUUCAGAUUCUCAGGAAAAAAUACCCUACCGAGUCAUGUACGAUAAAAGCACAUUUGUGGAAGAAAGCGAACUUACCAAUAUUGACGAGUCUGAAAAGCUAAAUAUGCUUUGUAAGCUCUUUGAGUCUUUUUCAUUUGAAGCUCUGAAAGACCUGUAUGAAAGAUGUAACAAAGACAUAGACUGGGCCACAGGUCUGCUGUUAGACUCUGAUGAAAAAUUGCACAAAGAUGUUGAUAGUGAGUGCUUUCAAGUAAGAGAAGCUGAGCCAGUUGUUGCAGACCUUGAUUUCAAGGAAAAUACAAACUACGAUGAGAAUCUCAAAAAUGGCAAACACACAGAGCAAAUCAUUGGGACUGUUGAUAUUUCUGAGCCUUCAGAAGUCAAGAACUCAUCAAUCAACGUUGCAGAAAGUAGGGAUACCAAGGCAAUUGUGACAGAUUCUGAUGUGUCUGACUCAUUUGCUGCUAUCUCGUUGAAUGAUUCAGUGGAACUGAAAAAUUCCAGCGAUAAAGCUUCUAGAGAUGAUGCAGACAGCUCCGCAGCAGGUGUCAUUGAGCAGUCCAUGUCAAGAAUGCAGACGAUGGAGCCUGUAAGCCCCGUUGAAGAAACGCGAAAUAAACUCUCAGCCUCAGAACUUGAUGCAGGUUUAUAUGUACCCAUGACUUCAUCUCAUGGUCUUAAUGCAACCACCAAUUUGAAAUCCAAAUUAAAUAACGAAAGUGAAAGUAGUAACCCUUCAGAAAGCAAUGCAGAGAAUGCUGAAGGGACUGCUUUGUUACUGGAAAUGGAUCGUGCACCUCUGAUGGGUCCUAGGAGUGAUAAAGAACUGGAAACUGAUAAAGACAUGCAGGGGAGUACCAGGGAGACUUGUGGUAAAGAAGAAAGUGAAACUGCACGCAGAGAUGAAGAUAAAACCAAGUUACAAUGCCCUUCAUCAGUAUCACCUUCAGCCUUCAGUAUAGAUAGCCUAGAACUAACAUUGCCUCCUGAACUGGCACUCCAGUUGAAAGAAAUAUUUGGACCUGUUGGCAUUGAUGCAGGAUCACUGACUGUUGAGGAUUGUGUGGUUCAUAUUGAUCUGAAUUUGGCAAAAGUGAUUCAUGAAAAAUGGAAAGAAUCUAUUCUGAAGCGUCGGAGGAGAGAUGAAUCAGGUUCUACACUGAUUCAGCAAAUAGAUAUGAAUGAUUCAGAAAUGCUGUUAUCUCAAAAUGUGGACAAUAAAAUGCAGAAGAAAAAAAUGAACUGGCUUUCAAGCUCAUCUAACGACAUACAGACUAAAAAAGCAACAUCAGAAAUUUUUCCUUUCAUGGAUCACUGGAAUGCUCAGACUCAGAAAGUUUCUCUCAGACAAAUAAUAUCUGAAGAAAUAGCCAUGCAGGAGAAACAGGACCUGAAACGUGUUCCUUCUAUGGCUAGAAAAGACUGUGCCGCUAAACUGAAGGAGAAGCAACUUUUUGAGAUGUUUCCAACUAUUAAUCAAAAUUUCUUAAUGGAUGUCUUCAAAGACAACAACUAUUCUUUAGAACAGACCGAACAGUUUCUGAACUGUGUUCUGGAAGCAGAUCCUGUAAAAACAGUUAUAGCUCAAGAAAGUGUUCAGCAAAAUGAAAAUGUUUCUUCCUACAGUGCUGCAAAGAACCGUGAGAAGAAGGCAAAAAAAGCUAAGGAAGAGGAUGAUGUUUUGAGUGAAAUAUUUCAAGAAUAUGAGUAUCCACAAUAUGAUGAUUUAAGAGCAGAAGCUUUUCAUCACCAACAAAAGAGACAGGAAUGCUUGAAAAAGGCUGGGGAGGCCUAUCACAUGGGAAUGAAGUCUGUGGCAGCGUUUUAUGCACAUCAGGGUCGCCUUCACGAGCAGAAGAUGAAAGAAGCCAACCAUGCUGCUGCUGCGCAGAUCUUUGAGAAAGUAAAUACUUCCUUGCUGCCUCUGAACGUGUUGGAUCUGCAUGGUCUCCAUGUGGAUGAAGCUGUGAAUCGGUUGUCCAGAGUGCUGCAGGAAAAAUGUGAAGAGUACCAACAGACAGGUGGUAAACCUUAUCUGUGUGUUAUCACGGGAAGAGGAAGCCAUAGUCAGGGAGGAGUUGCUCGCAUCAAACCAGCAGCUAUCAGAUACCUCACAAGCCACAACUUCAGGUUCGCAGAAAUAAAACCCGGCUGCCUGAAAGUCAUGCUGAAUUGAAGGGUUGUCAAGAAGAGAUGGGGAAUACAGAAACUGAGAUGUUGGAUUACAGCUAACAACUUUUUGAACAACUGCAAUAAUAUUUUGUAAUCUGUUUUAACGGAUGGUGUUUUUUCAGAAAUGGUAUCGAUUUACAGCAAGUGGUCUUGUCAGUAUAUUUCCAAGAAAACUUUCAUGUCAGAUGGAUCUUCUUUUUGAAUCUGCACAGAGACGACAUUUUACAGGUUUUGGAGUCUUACAAAUGCAGAUUAAGAAUUCUGAUGAGCGUUAUGUGAUGUUUUAAAGGGAAGUUAAGGUACAAUUUUAAAAUACAACUCUUAACAUACCCAGCCUAUGACUCUUUCUUCACCUUCAUCCAUUUAAAUUGCAGUGGAUUCUGUGCUUUUGAAAUGUAGUACCUUGGACUUUUAUGAUUCAGAAUUUUGUGCAAAACCCCUCAGAAGAGCACAGGGAGGUGGGAACUCAGCAACUACUGAUAUUUCAAAUCCAGUUACUGUUGAAUGAUAAAUACGUCCAGAUUUCAAGAGUCUGAUUUAGUAUUUUUAGUGGUCAUUUUGUGAUGGCUUGACCAGUUCUGUUGUCCUUACUCCAUUCUAAACUACUACUGACACUGAUGGAAGUUACAUAUAAAGGACUGUGCAUUAAGACCAGCUGUAUGUUAGGUAUGUUUUACAGAGUUACUGUGAUACAUUAAAGGGGAAAAUACAACACUAGUUACAUCUCUACUCACACAUAGAUAAUGCUGUAAUUUUGGAAAAAACACUCAUUUAAAAAAAACAACUAUUGGAUGAAAAUUGUUUCUUCCUUUUAUGUCUUUUAUAAUGGAGCAAAAUGAGUACUGUUUCAUUUUACAGGUGUCUAAUGGUGAUGUCUUCAUUCUGUGUGUAUUAAAUUUGGUAAUUUUCUUGUAGUAAAUAUGUUUAUCUGUGAGACAUUUUAAAUGUAAUUUUUAACAUCAAAAUGAAUGCUAAUACUGCAGUAGUAAUUGCCUAACUGGAAAGUCUAGGAGUACCAAAGCUACUCUGGUGGUGGUGCAUCAGCAUUUAAAAAUACUCCUGUUUAAAAACAAAGACAAACAAAAAGAACAGCAAGAAAAAAUAGAAACACCUGUACUUUGUCAAACAUUUCCAAUAAGCAAUUGGAUAAGAAAAAAAAAAAGAUUUUUCAUUGAAAUAUUUCUUAGAAUACAUUACAACUUACAUCUUUGCCUCUUAAGAGGCAUAAGAAUUCUUUAAACAAUUUGAUUUUUUUAUGUAAGACUUUUUUUUUUUCAGAACAGAUAUGAGUUGUGUGUUAGGAAUAGUAUUAAUAGAUUAAGGAUUAAUAGGAGAGUCUUUCAUUUUUAAAUUACUUCCCUAGAAAAUUUUAUCAAGGAACUACAUGCAUACAGAAUUUGUAUAUGAAUCAAUAUGUGUGUGCAAGUUCUGCCAUUUGUGUGCACGGGUAGUAGUAAGCAAGGAACUUCUGUGAGAAAAGCUGUGCACAGAAACAGGUUUCAUUUCAAAAUGUGUCUGUGUAAGUUGCUGACAAACUGAAAGACAUGAUGUUUCUUGAAUAUCCAUAUUUGCUGUAAUAUAUACACAGUGAACACAAUGUACAGUAGAUCUAAAAAUGAGUUUGUCAUGCUUCAACACAGUUAUCUUUUUAUGGUGAUUUCAAAUGCAAGAAUAGCUUGAAUAAUAUUUAAUCAAAGAGACUCCUACUGGAAUAAUAGAUUGCUGUAAGUAAUAAGUUUUAUGUUUUUGUGGAUACUUAAUUCAUCCAAAUUGUUUCCCUUUUUCUCCUUGCUGGGCUACUCUGGCAAGCAGUGUUUGAAGUACAAAAGGUCUGGGCCCCCCAAACAGCACUAGCAGGGCUGUUUAGGCUACUGCACGACAUCCUGUGUGAUCAGGCCUGUGCUGUGUCCUCUGUGACAGUGCCUAAAAUGGACUGAGAUGUCACAAGAUAGCAGGUCACCUUGUUAUCAGCUGUCCAGGGCUGCAGACCUUUGAAUUGCUUAAAUGGAGCUUGGAUCGUUCUUUUGAACAAAGAAACUUCCUUCUGCUUCUGAGCAGAUUGCCCAUAGUGCUACUUCUUAUAAUGAGUGGAGGUGCAGCUCUUUGAGGCACCUCUUUAAAGCACAGACCCUGUUGGUUGGCCUGAGUGGCAGAGUUGCCCAGCAAUGGUUCUAGCAUAUGCCCAGAAGUGUCACGCCUCGAGCCGCUGGGUGCCGAAGCUCUGCGGUGAUGUGCUUGUCCACGGGGAAGUGCCCGUGCUUCUGGUUGUUUUGGGAGGGGGCCUGAUUCCCUCAGUACAUUCGCACCAUUCCUGACGUGGACAAAAACAGCGUAGAUUUCAGUUCAAAAGAUGAGCAGAAGAAGUUGUUGUCUUGCCCAUCUGUUCAUCAUAGCCUAGUUGUUGACGUGCUUACCCUGGAGGUGAGAAAUGCAGCUUUUCACCUUCUUCUGGCUUAGCAGGGGGACGGCGAUUGCACUUGACUCUCACUUCCCCAGAAAAUGCCAUAACCAGUGCGGUCGGGGUAUUCUUGAAGUGCCGCUUUCUGAGCCUCUGUCAAACCUGCUCCUGCAAGCUAAAAAUUCAAGAUCAAGGGGGUGAAAGAGAUUAAACUAUAGGAGUGCAUAAACAGUCUCAUGAAGAGGGCUAGGACUCUUAGAAAGAAGCUGUACCUGCUGAGCUUCAGUGUCCCUCCCUAUAAUUAUUUUCUCUCUUUAUUCCUAUUUGGUUAAAUGCAUAAAUACGUUCAAGGCAAAACCUCAGUUCCACCCUUACUGGAGAGUUUUUUCCCAUCUGUCAGAGUCAGCAGAGAAGUGCAUAGCUCAGGAGCAAUUUGGAGUCCUUCUUUCUCUCCCUCUGUCCGUUGUCCUUUUGGGUACAGGCAUGCAUUCAGUGAGGUACUCUGAAUACCUUACCUGGUUAUAUGUUGGUCAUUUUCCUAAUUAAAAGUUGUUUGAUUACAGGCUGAAUUUUGAUGACAGACGAUAGUUUAAAAUUGUAAUGCAAGCAGAACCAGUCUUGCUUUUAUUGAAGUGGGAGAUAAAACCUCCCUCAGCUUCAGUGGCUCGGGAUGAGGCACUGCAGCUCCAAUUCAGAAAAAACAUGAUGAGCUCAGGCUUUUUCUUCCACAGGAGUUGAAGUGUGUGCUUAGAAGCUUUUCUGAGCUGAAUGCAGAAUGGAGAAAGAUGAUCAGUGGAGAGAGAGAAAGUAGGGUUUUAUUAUUAAGGAACUCCAUGCUUUCAAACACUUGCCAAACUGUCCAUAAAAACACAUGGGAAUCCUUGUAUUUCUUUGAUUGUUUUUAUAAUGGGAUGAAUAUUUUAUAGUGGGAUGAAUUAUUUCAAAUAUAGUUGUUUGAAAAUGGUAUUUGAAAGUAGGCUACGUUUUAGAACUUCCAGCCUUUCUGAUGUCUUUUCCAGUUGCAUCAGUGAGAGUCCCGAGGUAUAUCAUGUAAAAAUCUUAUUUUUAAUUGAAGUAGCAUGUAGUAUUGCCACCAGCACUCUGAAAUAAUGUGCGACUUUUCAAAUACCUAUAUUGUGUACCACUUUUUAAUCUAUUAUUCAACAGCAUGUGGUUGUGAUGACUGCUGUCCUCUUAAUACAUGACUUUUUGUUUCUUUUUUUUCUUCUAUGAAACAUGUUAAUAUUUAGUCCAAUUUUUAAUUUAGGAAAUUUCUCAUAUUUUUUUUUUCACACCAAAUUUAAUGCUAGUGCCAGCAUUGAUGAAUAACCGUACAGUAAAGAAGAGAAAGCAAGCUCACAAGUACAAUGGAGAUGGUUAUUCUCUAAAGUAAUGUGGGUGUUUAAAAAUAUAUUUCAGUCGAUUAUGAAAGCAGUGGGGCAAAAGUGAUUUUUAAAAGAUACCUUGAUAAUACUUGGAUGAACUUGGAUUUUGGUUUUAAUAGUAUGUGGUAUGUUGUUUAAAGGUAAUGUCUUUAUAGGCCUGUUGAAGGACACCUCAGGCAAAGUUUAACUGGCGUUUUUUGUGGCUGUGGGAAACCAGUGUGACUUGGGAGUCCCCAUUUAGACAAUGUCCGGAUGCCCUAGUUUAACCUGGUUGUGAGCACGUACAGUGUUUGGGGAGAUCUUUGCAGAAGGUCGGCCAAACGUGUACUCUGAACAAGGUCGCGCUUGAGGAAGUGAGGAGUAACCAAAUUGUUAUUUCAUCUUGCCACAAAAUACGGUCGGUAUUUAAGAAAACAAUUUUAUUGUUGAUAAUAGCAAAGAAGGAUCAUCAUUAAUGUACUACGAUAAAUUAUACAUAGACUCUAUGUUGCUCAUGCUUAUAUCUUCUAAUGCAAUUCACGUUUCUAGAAUAAUUCUGCUCUCUUCACAGAGCUGGGGAGAGGAUAUAGUAUGGACAUUGACAAACAAGUGUUCAUCACCACAGUUCCUGUGUAUGACGAUUACUUUCUUUUUUCUUGAAUAAAAAUAUUUUUAAUAAAAAAGAACUCCAAUGAAAACCCAACUGAUCAUGCUAUUUCAAUGGUAUUUCAGCUAAAUACCCUGCUGAGUAUCAAAUGACUAUAUGAAUAUGCAUGUGAAAAGACCUAGUAUUGCAGCUACCAGUUGUAAAAGCUUUUAGGACCAGUACGUUGGAAGAUAUCAAUGUCUAUUUUUAAAUUAAAAUUAAAAAAAAUAUUUUUUUUAUUUGUAUAAAGUUGUAAUUUUGCUGUUAACUAUAACUUUCAUUUUUUACUGAAAUACAAUUUUGUAAUUUGAAUUUAGAAUUUCUAAUGUGAAAAGGAAUUUACAAAAUCUAGUUUAAUAAAGAAUUUUUGCCACAA
This is a messenger RNA of Cygnus olor (mute swan), 16294 nucleotides long. It is a transcript of the gene N4BP2, whose product is annotated as NEDD4 binding protein 2. The record is from RefSeq and is a predicted model, not a curated record. Gene Ontology annotation, molecular function: ubiquitin binding. Lineage: Eukaryota; Metazoa; Chordata; Aves; Anseriformes; Anatidae. The transcript has 19 exons. The coding region runs from base 6187 to 11514 and encodes 1775 amino acids.